GGCCGGACCUCUCAAGCCUGAAGCCUCUCCAGAGCGCCCACCGUCCCGAGAUCAUCCCGAGCGCGAGAAGAAGCGUGCCAGUGAGUCUCCAGCCUCGUCCUUUGUUGCACCACGUCCCCCUCCCAUCCACACACGAUGGUGUAGACUGACACAUCCGUCCAAUCCACAGGGACGCAGUCGAUGCCCCCACCAGAGUUGCCAAAACUCAUCGCCGACCAACAUGUGCCCAUCGCCAAUAACGACAAGGACACGCAGCGCAUGAUCGUCGUACUCUGCAAUGCCACUCUCGAGACAUACAAGGCCUCGCACGGUGGCGGCCGGGGACCGGGCGCUAGAGAGGACAAGUACAACUUGCUCAACAGCGACGACCACAUUGGAGUGAUGAGGAAGAUGGGGCGCGAUAUCAGCGAGGCCCGUCCCGACAUCACCCACCAGUGUCUGCUCACCCUGCUCGACUCGCCAAUCAACAAGGCGGGAAAACUCCAGAUCUACAUCCAGACCGCGCACAACGUCCUCAUCCGCGUCAGCCCGACAGUCCGCAUUCCGCGAACCUUCAAACGAUUCGCUGGUCUCAUGGUGCAGCUGCUCCACCGACACCAGAUUCGCUCAACCUCGUCCCAGGAGAAACUAAUUGAGGUGAUCAAGAAUCCCAUCACGGAUCAUCUCCCACCCAACUGCCGCAAGGUCACGCUCAGCUUCGACUCAGAAGUCGUGCGCGUGAGCGACUAUAUCUCCGGCCUUGGCAAGGACGAGAGUAUAGCAGUCUUCGUUGGAGCCAUGGCCAAGGGAAGCGACGACUUUGCAGACAGCAUCAAGGACGACAGCAUCGCCAUCAGCCAGUUCAAUCUCAGUGCCAGUGUUGCGUGCAGCAAGUUCUGCCAUGCAGCAGAGGACGUCUGGGGAAUCUUCUAGAUGAGCCAUCAGCCAGGACUUUCGCCAAUUCACGUCGGCCAUGCCGUCUAGUCUACGCGCGACUAUUGGUUCGCCAUUUCUGAGUUGAACAUCAAGAGGAGGACACAAGUGGCACGGGAUCCUUAGGCAGCAGGACACGCACAUUGGCUUAGAUCGCAACAUCGACAGCCUGUGCGCUACUGCUAUCGUUUUUGAGCGUCUGCUUGAGGUUUUUUUACAACAAAACAAUACUCUGGCUCAACGCACUAAAACUGUUCUCAUUGUAGAACCCGUGGAGCAUUUCAACCUGCUCCACACUUCCUGUGUUUCCUUUUUCCGUCCUCUCGCGCCACACUCGACAUGUGUGCAACUUGUAGGUCUCUUCUUGUUACUGGCUAUCACCAUAAAGGCUCAUGAUGGCCU
Messenger RNA from Dothidotthia symphoricarpi CBS 119687, 1314 nucleotides. Its product is annotated as nucleolar essential protein 1. Bases 181 to 912 code for a protein of 243 amino acids. Gene Ontology annotation, cellular component: nucleolus; small-subunit processome. Gene Ontology annotation, biological process: rRNA base methylation. Gene Ontology annotation, molecular function: rRNA (pseudouridine) methyltransferase activity; rRNA binding. The transcript has 2 exons. The record is from RefSeq and is a predicted model, not a curated record. Lineage: Eukaryota; Fungi; Ascomycota; Dothideomycetes; Pleosporales; Dothidotthiaceae.